Molecule: messenger RNA, 2173 nt
Organism: Ceutorhynchus assimilis (cabbage seed weevil)
Lineage: Eukaryota; Metazoa; Arthropoda; Insecta; Coleoptera; Curculionidae
Source: the annotation of a GenBank genome assembly
AUCAUAAUAAAAAGCAAUAUUUUUUUACCCAUAAAAUAAUAUAGCAUCCUUCCCAAAAUGAUAGAGGAAGCAAUAAAUUUUAAUUUUUCUCAAAUAUUACAUUUUAGUUAUUAUAUGCAUUUGGGUGUAUUAAGAUGGCUGUGUGGGACGUCGAGUGGUUUUCCCAAACGGCCGAAAAUGUGAAAAAAAAAACAUGGCUACCGUGGGGACCAAAAAAAUACCCACGAAGAGCUAUUCUCAAAGACGGACAUGAAAAUAUCUACAGGAAAAGCAUGAAAAAUUGGCGUAGGUGGAGAUUCCUACAAGACAUUGUCAAUACUUUAUUGGAUGCUCAGUGGAGAUGGACUCUCCAAUUCCUCGCUCUUGAAUUUUUUGGUUGUUGGCUGGUUUUCGCCCUUUUAUGGUGGCUAAUCGCUUUUGUUCAUGGAGAUUUACAUGACGACCAUUUACCUCUACGUCAAGCAGAGACAGGUUGGAAUCCCUGUGUUCUCAAUAUUUACGGAUUCCAUUCGGCCUUCCUUUAUUCUUUGGAGACUCAACACACCACAGGUUAUGGUUCCAGAGCGAUAACCGAGGAAUGUCCAGAAGCUAUUUUUCUUUUGGUCUGUCAGUGUCUUAUCGGCAUGACUUUGGAUUCAUUUGCUAUAAGUAUAGUUUUUGCAAAAUUAAUUCGUUCCAAGCACGCCACUAGUACAAUUCAGUUUUCGAAAAAGGCAGUCAUUUCUCACAGGGACGGCAAAUUGUGUUUUAUGAUUAGAGUUGGUGAUAUUCGCAGAAGCAAACUGGUGGCAGUUGGUUUAAGAGCAAUAGCAAUAAAAAACGAAACGACUCAAGAAGGAGAAAUUCUUCCGAGUUUUCACAGAGAGUUGGAGUUGCAAGCUGACAAUGCCUCGAAUAAUCCAACAUUCUUGUGGCCUCUUAUUGUUUACCACGAAAUCAAUAAGGAUUCUGCUUUAUAUGAGUUUUCCGAAGCGGAAAAAAUGAGAUUGCAAAAAAUUGAGAUUGUUGUUGUGUUGAGUGCUACCGUUGAAAGUACAGGUGUUUCGAUUGAAGCCAAAUCAAGCUAUCUAGCCAGGGAAAUUUUAUGGGGCUACAAGUUCGAAUCUAUGGUCUCCUACAAUAAGUGCGUCAAUUGUUACGAAUCCGAUUGGAAAAAGUUCGACAACGUCCGGAAAAUUAAUUCGGGACAAAACCUGGACGACGAUGAAGCAAGUAGUUUUUCUGAUACAGACGAAACCAAAUUAUUGAAUAGUCCCGACGACGGUGCAAGUUGCUCGACCGAUUUUCUCGAACCUUUAAACUACAAAACACUACAUUCGUCAACCAAGUCAUCUGUUCGAAACGAGAUGAUAAACUUUGAGGAUACUGAUGAAUUGCCGGCAUAUAAAAAACCAGCUUCCCCCAUUACCGAUAAGCUAAAACACAAGAGAAGCUUUUUCCAAAGACAGCCUUCCAAGUAUGACAAUUAUCCAGAAACUAUCGACGAGAGCGACGAAGAAGAAGAUGUAUUUGUAACCUCUGCAGUAUGAACAUAUUUACAUUUUAGUUUCGUUAUUUAUUAAUAUUAUCAUAAAUAGGCUCCUGGGAGCAAAAAAAUUGGGGACUUUAGUCAUUAUUAAUCAAUAGAGUAGGUAUUUUAGUCCAACAAAUAAUAAAACUGCUAAACCUUUGACUGAAGGCUUAUUUGAACAAAACAUUUUCUCAAGUUAUUCCCUAAACCAACAAUAAGCGUAUUCAGUGAUAAGAGAAACAGAUCGAAAUUGUUUGUUUAAAAAUUAUUAUUCCAGAAAAUAUGUGAGGUGUGACAGUUUGACCUUGCACAAAAUUAGGCAUUACACUUGAAAACGAAAACUAUAUGAACCAAUUUUUGGGUUAUUUUCUAAAGUGUCGCCGUUUGAGUUAAGUAAUGACAUAAUGGAUAUACUUAAGUACUUACCUAAUACAAAUAAUUUUGAUGAAUAAUGAAGUAAUAGAUUAUGUCCCAUUUUGGCAGCCUACAUUUUUUGUAAGAAAAAAGGAUAUUUUAUAAUUGUCAAAAUCGAAGCAUGUAGAAGACUCAAAACUAUUAUUUUAAGGAACAAUAAUUUGGUUCAGUAUAGUGUGAACGAUAAUCCAAGAGGCUCAACCAUAGGAAAAAAUAUUGAUAUCCAAUUUCAACUAAAUGGAACAAUAA